Hypanus sabinus (Atlantic stingray) is the source of this 3024-nucleotide messenger RNA. It is a transcript of the gene zdhhc21, whose product is annotated as zinc finger DHHC-type palmitoyltransferase 21. Gene Ontology annotation, cellular component: endoplasmic reticulum; Golgi apparatus. Gene Ontology annotation, biological process: peptidyl-L-cysteine S-palmitoylation; protein targeting to membrane. NCBI's taxonomy places the organism in Eukaryota, Metazoa, Chordata, Chondrichthyes, Myliobatiformes, Dasyatidae. Gene Ontology annotation, molecular function: protein-cysteine S-palmitoyltransferase activity. The transcript has 9 exons. Bases 866 to 1663 code for a protein of 265 amino acids. The record is from RefSeq and is a predicted model, not a curated record.
GGGGCUGAAUCGCUGCCAACUCUAACAGACUGCAAGAGGGUUCUGCCCUUUCCAAAUUCUCAGUGAAGAAGAGGAUGUUGGCUGUUAUUGUGACCAUUGCCAUAGCUGUGCUAGGUUGCUGCUGAUGAUGUGCUCAAAUCUCCACCCACUUAUUCCAGGCUAUUGGCUUCAUGUGGUUUCAGUAUGCGUCUCAGCUGCCCGUGUUACUCUCUAAGUCCAAUUUUCCCUCAGCCCUAUUUUCACAUUGCCUCUGCCUAUUUGAUGCUUUGCUUUAAGGUGCUUGAAUUCCCAGUCUGCCAGGUGCUGGGCUGUUGAGCCAUAUGCCAUUGAGUGAGCUUGCCAAUGGGGUAGACCAAAGAAGAAGAAUAAUGGGCGUGUUGUCAGGUUGCCUGAUAUCGCUUCUGGAACAUUAAAGAUGUCUCCAGCUUCAGUCUUGCAUAAAUCUUUGCGUAGCUUGUGGAGUCUAUUUGUAUGUGCGCUUGGUUGCUGCUUCGGGGACACAGAUUAAAUCCUAAAUUCCAGUGUUUAAUUUUGAGAUACAGCUCAGAACAAGCCCUUCUGACCCUGUUUAGCCCAAAUCACAGGACAAUCUACAAUGACCAAUUAACCUACUAACUGAUACAUCUUUGGACUGUGAGGAAACUGGAGCACCUGGAGGAAACCCUCACACCCAUGGGAAGAACGUACAGACUUCUUGCAGAGGAUGUCGGAAUGGAACACCAGAACUGGCUGUGUGAAGAUUUCCCAUUCUCCCUUAAUCUCUGGGCAUAUGUUGUUUGACCUUCCUACAAUGAAUAACGCAGGAACAAGAUGUAGGUUGUAUUAUGAAAUUCCAACUGGCAAUCACUGAGGGAGCAGUUUUGUGAUGGGGCUUCGAGUUCAUUUCAUCUAUGAUCCGCAGGGUUUAUGUUGCAUCAGUAUAAUCACCUUCAUUUGGCUGUACAAUACAUACUACAUCCCCAAACUUAUCCUGUUCCCUCACUACGAAGAAGGACAUAUUCCAGCUGCUGUGAUAGUGCUUUAUUACUUGGCGUCACUGUUCUGUGUAAUAUCUCUGUUGAGAGCCUCCAUUGCUGAUCCUGGGAGAUUGUCACAAAACCUGGAAUUCCCAUAUUCAGAAAGACAAAACUGGGAAAUCUGUAAUAAAUGCAACCAGAUGAGACCAAAGCGAUCUCAUCACUGCAGUCGAUGUGGGCACUGCAUUCGAAAAAUGGAUCAUCAUUGCCCAUGGAUAAACAAUUGUGUUGGAGAAGACAAUCACUGGCUCUUCCUACUGCUAUGUUUCUACACAGAGUUUCUGAGUUUCUUCACAUUGAUACUCAAUUUUUGCCAAUAUUACUACCUCCAGCCUCUAAUGAAAGCAAAAGAGGAUCUCUUUAUGUUUCGGCAUGAAUUGGCCUUGCUGCGGGUAUCUACCUUAAUGGCCUUAGUGAUGACCGGAGGGAUGUCUGGCCUCUUUUAUAGUCAACUGACAAACAUUCUGGCCGAUGUGACUACUAUAGAAAGAAUGUCAAGUUGUCCAGAUGAGAUAUUGAAGCCCAGAAAGCCUUGGCAGCAAACAUUCUCAGAAGUGUUUGGCACUCGCUGGAAGAUCCUGUGGUUCAUUCCAUUCAGGCAGAGGCAACCGCUGCGAGUCUCCUACAAUCAUGCCAAUCACGUUUAAUAGAUGGAAACUGCAAAGACGAGUCCUCCUGUGUCGAAGUACUUAACAACCUUUCAGUGAUACUCCCAUCUUCACCUUCUGUUUAUUUUCCUAGCAACAGUAAUAUCUUCCAAGUAACAAAAUCUUUUCUUUAUUAAUGGCUGCUGUAGGUUUAAUUUCAAGGUCAGUUUAGAGUAACGGAUACAACCCUUUGAAAAUGCAAUGACGGUCUUGGAAAUAUUACAAAAUGUAGGCAUUUUGAUGGGAAUAAUAAUGGGACUAUUCCAGCCAAAGUUGGCUUAAUCUGCAUCAGAAAGUUAAUGAGACGACCGCUUUGGUCAAAACAUAACAGUGACUACCUUCAUUUUCUUCUGGAAUUUUCUUUAAAUAAACAUAUUAAAAUGUUUUGGUUUGUGAAAGCAUUAGCAGUAUUGUAACGUCUGAUUCAUACUCAUAUUUGAUUAAUUCUGAUUUUGCAUCCUGAAAAUUCUUUUGCAUAAAGUAUUUCAAAACCACGCGUUGCUCAACUUAUAUCAGUCACUACAUCAAAAUAAAAUACAUUUUAAGGUUAAUGCAAAGAAAUAAGUUUUAAAUUAACUGGGUGCUUUCUGAAAAAAGCAGUUAUGGUUUUAAAAUGUUUAAAAAUGUGUUGUUUCAUGGGUUUUUUCAAUGUUUUGUACAAUUUCUGCACUUCAUUUGUACCAAUAUUUUGUAUCAAACAUGUUGAACUUGUUAUCUAUUAUUUAUUACUACUGAGGGUUGCAAGAUCAUUAGUACAACUGGGGGAAAAAGUGACAAUUUAAAAAUUCUCAUUUAUCGAGGAUCAUGGAACUUUAGAUGUGGGAAUUAUGUAAUAUGACCAAUCCUGUGGGAAGCGGUUGACAAGGUAGCAAUUCAACAUGAAACAUUUUAUCAAGUGCCUAUAAUUUGAUGACUUAUUAGGCUUGUCCAAAACUGUUCAGGAACCAAAGAUAUCAUUUGGGGACAAGUGUAGAUAAUAAGUUAAAAUUUUUAGUAAAGCCUGCAGUAAAUUGUUGCAGUAACUUUAUUGUAUCCAAAUGAUUAGCCAAUAGAUUAAUCUUGAUAUUUCUUGAGUAAUCGUGUGCUUUUAAAAAUUGUGAAAAUUGUGGUUUAUCUUUGACUAUGGAAUGUCAUAAAAUGGAGUAAAUGGUCUUUGCAAUGUUUUGCGACUGCAGAGGUAAAUUCUUGCAUGAAACUAAAGUACUGAUACUGGCUAUAUCAGUGGUGUUAAAUGAAUAUUAUGUUAGACAGCAGGUCAGGAUUAUUGUGAGAAAUUUGCUUUGCCAUAUACAUGUACAACGUUCACCUCGUAAAUUUUAUGUUUAAUGUGGGAUUGUGUUUGAUUAAAUAUUUCACAAGAA